AUGGAUACGAAAACGAACCCUACGGGACAAGUGCAGGUUCGCUUUACGACAAGGAAUCCAGAAUUAACUGUUGGUGAUACACCAAUUCUGAUUCCGACUUCUUUGAAGCGUUAUGGAUUGUCACAAAUUGUCAACCAUCUUUUAAAACCAGACAAAUCUACUCCUUUUGAGUUCUUGAUUCAAGGUAACCUUCUACGAACCUCUUUAGACGAUUACAUUGUUCAAAAUGGACUCUCCACUGAGUCCACUUUGGAUCUUGAAUACAUAGAAUCAACUCUUCCUCCUCAAUAUCUUGCUUCUUUUCCUCACGAUGAUUGGAUUUCCAGCGUUCAGCUCUCUGCCAACUAUAUCUUGACCUCUUCUUACGAUGGUAUAGCUCGCAUUUGGGACAAAAGCGGUCAAGUUAAGUUACAGACUCCUGGUUUAGGCUCAUCUUUAAAAAAUACUGCCUGGAAAAAUCCAGAGACAAGCUUUUUAACAUCAUCUCUUGACCAGAAGAUUCAUUUUUGGGAAAUUGAAGAUGAUCUUUCCAAGAUUGGGAACGGGAAAUCUACAGCAAAUUUUAGUACAACCUUUACUGGCCAUAAGGGUCUCGUAGAACGUAUUCGUGCUCUACCUGAAACCAACAUUUUUUUAUCUGCUUCGGCUGAUAAAACGGUUGGUAUCUGGGACUUUGAAAGAUCACCAGAAACUACAGUGGAGUCAUCAAGUGCGACUUCCUCGAAACGUCGUCGUAAAAAUGAUGAACUUGUUCCUCGUAAAGGUGCUCGUGCUCCCCUGUUCUUAUGUGAAGGGCACAGCGAUAACGUAACAGAUGUAAUUUUUUCUCAGGAUCCUUCUGCUGCUUAUUCGGUUGGUCUUGAUCAUACUAUCAAAACCUGGGAUCUUAUUACUGGCCAGACUGUCGCUUCAAGGAUUACAAAGAACCCCCUUCUUUGUGUUGAAAAGUUAAACGAUCUUCACCUUCUUGCCUGCGGCUCAUCCGCUCGUUCUAUCACACUCCAUGACCCUCGUGUUACAAGUGAUAAAAUUACUUCUAUGACUUUGUCAGGACAUAAGAAUUUAGUCUCAGAUUUAUGUGCCAGUCCCGAAAAUCCUUAUAUGUUUGCAUCCGUCUCACACGAUAAUUCAUGCCGCGUUUGGGAUGUACGUGCUACAUCUGGCAGUAUUUAUACAUUGCCAAGAACUGUCAAGGGAGGCUCCCAAUGGGAUAAACUUUUCUCCGUCGACUGGAACAAAUCUAUCGGUAUUGUUUCUGGUGGUACCGACAAGCAGCUUCAAAUAAAUCAAUCUUCAUCCUUCGACAAAAGCCAGUAA
Messenger RNA from Schizosaccharomyces osmophilus, 1317 nucleotides. It is a transcript of the gene ytm1, whose product is annotated as ribosome biogenesis WD repeat WDR12/Ytm1 protein. The record is from RefSeq and is a predicted model, not a curated record. NCBI's taxonomy places the organism in Eukaryota, Fungi, Ascomycota, Schizosaccharomycetes, Schizosaccharomycetales, Schizosaccharomycetaceae. Bases 1 to 1317 code for a protein of 438 amino acids. Gene Ontology annotation, biological process: ribosome biogenesis. Gene Ontology annotation, cellular component: preribosome, large subunit precursor. Gene Ontology annotation, molecular function: protein binding. The transcript has 2 exons.